Molecule: messenger RNA, 5042 nt
Organism: Uranotaenia lowii
Lineage: Eukaryota; Metazoa; Arthropoda; Insecta; Diptera; Culicidae
Exons: 2
Coding region: 35-4030 (1331 amino acids)
Biological process (GO): proteolysis; DNA integration
Molecular function (GO): nucleic acid binding; aspartic-type endopeptidase activity
Source: RefSeq, a predicted model, not a curated record
GUGAAUCGGCAAAAAGCACGUGGAAAAUUUCGCGAUGGCGACCAAUCAAAGUGGUGCACCCGGUGCAGGAGCGCAGCAGUCAACGCUCUCGGAUACGAUCGUGCAGAUCCUGGCCAAUCAACAAAAGCUGAUGGUCCAGCUUUCACAGCAGCUGUCCGCCACACAGGUAGCUAUCAACAAGCUGUCCCGCGACGAAACCGUACUCGAUUCACUGUCCAGCAACAUGGCGGAAUUCGUGUACGACAAAGAAACCGGGUACACAUUCGACGCGUGGUUUUCCCGCUACAGCGAUCUCUUCGAGAAAGACGCCAAUAAGCUGGAUGACGCGGCUAAAGUACGGCUCCUGCUACGGAAAAUGAGCCCGCCGGACCACGAGCGUUACAACAGUUUUAUUUUGCCAAAGCUGGCUCGUGAAUUUUCCUUCAGCGAAACGGUGGCAAAAUUAAAAUCGCUGUUUGGUGCGUCUGUUUCCAUCUUCCGUCGACGGUAUAAUUGCCUCCAGACAACCAAGGAGGACAGUGAGGAUUAUCUCGCCUACUCGUGCCGGGUGAACAAGUCCUGCGUCGACUUCAAACUAUCAGAACUCACCGAAGACCAGUUCAAAGUUCUGACGUUUGUUUGCGGCCUCAAAUCCAAACAAGACGCCGAAAUAAGGAUGCGGCUCAUCAAUAAGCUGAAUGAAUCAGCGGACCUCACACUCCAGCAAGUAGUUGAGCAGUGCAACAACCUCGUCAACCUCAAGAUGGACACUGUCAUGGUGGAAAAUCCGUCAGCUGUCAACUACGUUGCUCACAACCAGAGGCCCCGGCAUCUUUCAACCAGCGGCAGCACCUCCCACGAUCAGCCUAAAACACCCUGCUGGUCCUGCGGAGGAAUGCACUUCAGCAAAGAUUGCCGAUUCCGCGAUCACAAGUGCCGUGACUGCGGCAAGCAGGGUCAUCGAGAGGGGUACUGCGCCUGUUUUGCAUCAAAACCAUCAUCAAGCGCCCCGAGCAAGCAACAGCCGAAGAAAAACUUCAAGAAGAAGCGACAACACUCAGCGAAAACAGUGACAGUCGGAAACAUCCGCCAGGGGCGGAAAUUCAUCGACGUCCGGGUCAACGGUGUUCCCCUCCGACUCCAGUUGGACACUGGGUCGGACAUCUCCAUAAUCUCGCACCAAUCAUGGGUCAAACUGGGCCGUCCGAAGGUUCAACCAGUUUCAUGUCGGGCAAAAACAGCGUCCGGAGAACCUCUGGAACUCGUUUCGGAGCUACACUGCAGCAUCACCCUCCAGAGCACCACCAGAGAGGGUAAGUGUUUUGUAUCAGCUCCUAACGUGCGUCUCAACAUUCUAGGUAUCGACUUGAUGGACCAAUUCGGCUUGUGGAACCAGCCGAUCACAUCGUUCUGCAACCAAAUCUCCAGUCAGCCCACUCAAGACGUUACCGACCUCCGGGCCCGUUUUCCCGACGUGUUCACCACCAAGCCAGGCCUGUGCAACAAGACCCCGAUUCAGCUGGUGCUGAAAGCGAAUCAAAAGCCGGUGUUCCGACCAAAACGACCGGUGGCUUACAGCAUGGAGAGCGUCGUGGAGGAAGAGCUGAACCGGUUGGAAAGUCUCGACAUCAUCAAGAAAAUCGACUUUUCUGACUGGGCAGCCCCGAUAGUCGUCGUGCGGAAGCCAAACGGGACGGUCCGCAUAUGCGCGGAUUACUCCACCGGACUGAACGCUGCGCUAGAGCCAAAUUGCUACCCGCUGCCCCUGCCCGAGGACAUUUUUACGAAAAUGGCCAACUGUCGACACUUCAGUCACAUCGACCUGUCCGACGCCUACCUCCAGGUGCCGGUCGAUGCAGCAAGCCAACCACUCCUUACCAUCAACACACACAAGGGUCUUUACCAGUUCACCAGAUUGUCGCCCGGCGUCAAAUCCGCUCCGGGGACCUUCCAGCAGUUGAUGGACGCCAUGCUCGCCGGUCUCGACUGCACCACUGGUUAUCUGGAUGACAUCCUGGUAGGGGGUCGAACUCAAGAAGAGCACCGCCGCAACCUGCAUCUUGUGCUCACUCGCCUGCAGGAAUUCGGAUUCACUGUCCGGAUUGAAAAAUGCAGCUUCAACAUGCGCCAGGUGAAAUACUUGGGCCAAAUCCUCGAUGGUGACGGAAUCCGACCAGACCCGGAGAAGGUGGCCGCCAUUGCCAACAUGCCACCCCCACACGACGUUCCGACGCUUCGGUCUUAUCUAGGUGCCAUAAAUUAUUAUGGCAAGUACGUGAAGGAGAUGCGCACUCUUCGUCAACCAAUGGAUCAGCUGCUCAAAGCGGGCACCAAAUUCGAGUGGUCAACAGCGUGCCAGAAAUCGUUCGAUCGCUUUCGGGAAUUGCUACAAUCGCCGUUGCUUCUGACGCACUACAACCCCAAAAUCGACAUCGUGGUGUCGGCGGAUGCGUCAUCGGUCGGGCUGGGAGCCCGCAUUGCCCAUAGGUUCCCCGACGGGUCAGUCAAAGCGAUCUGUCACGUGUCCCGUAGCCUCACUCAAGCCGAAAGCAACUACAGUCAAGUCGAGAAGGAAGGCUUGGCGCUGGUGUUCGGCGUUACGCGGUUUCACAGGAUGCUGUUCGGUCGUCAUUUCAUCCUCGAGACCGACCACAAACCGCUUCUGCAGAUAUUCGGCUCUAAAAAAGGCAUUCCCAUCUACACCGCUAACAGGCUCCAGCGGUGGGCCCUUACUCUUCUUCUUUACGACUUCGAGAUUCGCUACAUCUCCACCGACAGUUUUGGGCACGCGGACGUUCUCUCCAGGCUCAUCAACAGUCACGUGCGACCAGAGGAAGAGCACGUAAUCGCCAGUCUAGAGCUAGAAAAAAGCGUUCGCACCGUAGUCGACGAGUCACUUCAAGCUUUUCCGCUCUCCUUCAAGGCAGUUCAGAGCGAGACCAAAAGCGACACCAGUUUGCAGCAAGUAAUUCGCUUUGUCAACGAAGGCUGGCCAACCAAGAAAACCAGUAUCACCGAUCCCGGAAUUCAACAAUUUUUCCAACGUCGAGAGUGUCUCUCCGUUGUCACCGGUUGCCUACUUUAUGGUGAAAGAUUGGUCAUCCCGCCAAGGUUCCGGAAGCGCGUUCUCCAACAACUCCACAAAGGGCACCCCGGAGUUGAACGAAUGCGCUCUUUGGCUCGUUGUUAUGUAUACUGGCCUAAUGUCGACGACGAAGUAGCAAACCUUGUCCGUUCAUGCAACGAAUGUGCCAGCGUAGCCAAGACCGACCGGAAGACUACCAUGGAAUCCUGGCCAACACCGGAGAAACCGUGGCAGCGGUUACAUCUGGAUUACGCCGGUCCGCUGGAUGGGAACUAUUUUCUCAUUCUGGUGGAUUCAUACACAAAAUGGCCGGAAGUAGUACGAACCAAGGACAUCACCACCGCAGCCACCUUGCGAAUCCUUCGUGGAAUCUUCGCGAGAUACGGUCAACCGGAAACGCUCGUUACAGACAACGGGACGCAGCUCACCAGCGACCGGUUCGAAUCGUACUGCGACACACACGGCAUCGUUCACCUCAAGACAGCACCAUUCCACCCGCAAUCCAAUGGAUUAGCAGAGAGGUUUGUCGACACUUUUAAACGGUCGCUCAAGAAAAUCACCGCAGGGGGGGAAACCCUCGACGAAGCCAUCGACACUUUUCUGCUGUGCUACAGGACCACACCGUGUCGCAGCGCUCCUGGCGGGAAAUCUCCUGCCGAGAUGAUGUACAACCGGAACAUCCGUACGUCCCUGGAAUUACUUCGCCCGCCUACGCCGUGUCACAAAUUGCCAAGUACCGACCAGGAAGAACAAUUCAAUCGCAAACACGGCGCGAAAGCUCGCAUCUACGAUCCUCAAGAUCUCGUCUGGGCUAAGGUCUACGCCUUCAACAAAUGGACCUGGCAGCCUGGAAUGGUCAUCGAGCGCAUCGGUCGGGUGAUGUAUAACAUCUGGCUACCAUCCAAACAAAACCUUAUCCGAUCCCACUGCAACCAACUGCGGACUCGGUACGAAGCUGAAAAGUAAGUAAAUUCGGAAGCAAUACCGGAAACAACUCAAGUACCGUUGUCUAUUCUCCUGGACAGUUGGGGUCUUCGUCCUACACCUGAGCCGGAAGUCGAACUGCCGGCCCAACUCCAAGAAAUGCUACAACCAUCGAAUGAUCGUCGACGUCAACGAACUCCCCUUAGCAACCAACGUCAAGAACCGAUUCUUACUCGCCAGUCUUCGAGAAUGCGAAGACAGCCAGCGAGGUAUGAUCCGUACCAUCUUUAUUAAAACGGGGGAGGUGUUGGGAGGACAACUCACCAACCGUCAAAUGACGGCACAAUUUACCAGUGGGCCUCUACAGCUGACGGCUGUCAGCCUGACAGAUGCCGCCUGAUCGUGUGUCAUCAUCUCCGUGAUUCAGCAUAUCUUCAGUUCAACUCCAAAAGUAAUUGCGAUCAGCAGCUCGUGCUUAAAGUUUUAUUAUAUGUAGUCUUAUCGUUAAAUACAAGUUUUAUGUACACUACUCGCGAGUUGCUCAUUCAUUCCCCAAACCACAUAUCGCAACAGAAAUCAAAAACUGAAAUCUGAAAUUUCAUAAUCUUAAGAUUUCCCUGCUAAAAACGGCAUCACUUGUCAUGGAUAAAGCCGAUAAAUUAAAUAACAAACAUACGUUACGAUCGAUAAAAAGCAUGAUCGAGCGUUGAUUGUGUUGCCGCGACUUCGCGUCGGAAUUCCCAUCACUUUUGGCGUGAUAGACCUGAAGAAACCGAAUUGCUACACACACAUUAAACCCUAUCCUUGCUGGCCGUAUCAGGAGGAAGGCAAUUGCAAUUCGUUCCAGUCGACUGUGGAUGCUUUCAUUGAUAUUAGAGUAAGUAAAUUGAUUUGAUUUUUUUUUAAUUUACUUAUAAUAUUAUUUUCUUACAAUAUAGAACAACAUCUGGACGUUGGACACUGGUAUCACCAACUAUCUCGAGCAGCCCAUUAAACGUUGUGCACCCAAAGUCGUUGCUUUCUCCCUGGAUAAUGAUAAGACCGUUAAAACCGU